AUUGGAAGAGUUUGGACAAUAUCAAUGAGAAAAUCCUGAUAGCGUUGCUCAAAACGCAAUAUCCGGUUGACCUUACAGAGUUCAUUUCCGCAAAGAUUGAAAGAUCACACACGUGUACUAUGAGCUGAUGUCGAUAAUGCACAACAGCCUUAGUCAGUAACUGUCUCAGAACUAGAGUCAAACACGUUGCUUAAAAGUACGUAUAAUCAAAAUGAAAAUGAAACCAUGGGCUUUGAUAAUGACUUGAGAAGCUGUCGCCCUGUUACUCAGUCAGUUGACUUAGCAGAAGUAUAUCUCCCCUCACACCAUGCACUUCCAUAAACACACAAUUUCUCCUGUUUCAGUCAUAAUGACAAUAAUAAAAAGACAAACCAUUCACACAGCACGAUAUACAUAAUCAAUAUUCCAACACUUCAAUAGAGUGGAUUGCCCAGGGCAACAUCCUGUUAACCCGAGUCUCCAGCUGUGGCUACAGGGAAGUUAGUUAGAGCCAGUGUUUGAGAUAACUCACCGUAUAUAUUUUCCAGAUCCAAACAGUAAUAUUUAUUUGAGGUGUUAGCAAGCUAAUUGUGAGCUGUUAGUUUUGGAAGGAUCUUGGCAACAUGGAAGUGUUGGAUGUGGAUCCUGUCAAGUCAGCAAAUGACAAGAAGAAUUACAGAAUUAUUCGUCUUAAGAAUGGCAUAAGAGUGAUGUUGGUGUCCCACCCCACACCAGAGGGGUAUUUGAUGGACAUUGGGGAGUCUAGCAGUGAGAGCGAGAGUGAAAGCGAAAGUAGUGGCAGCAGUGGUGAGGAGGAGAUGGAGAUUGAUAUACCAGAAGGCAAGAAGAAGGAGGGCAAUGAGAAGAAGUCAGCAGCAGCCCUCUGUGUUGGUGCAGGCAGUUUCUGUGAUCCAGACGACAUUCCAGGAUUUGCUCACUUUCUUGAACACAUGGUGUUUAUGGGCAGUAGUGUCUACCCAGAGGAGAAUGAUUUUGAUGAUUACCUUGGCAAACAUGGCGGAGAUUCAAAUGCUUGUACUGAUUGUGAAAUGACAACAUUCUAUUUUGAAAUCCAGCGUAAAUAUUUCCGGAAGUGCCUGGACAAACUUGCCCAUUUCUUCAUCUCUCCGCUGUUGAAGAAGGAUUGUGUGGACAGGGAGAUAGAGGCAGUUGACAGUGAGUUUCAGAUGACAACUUCCAGUGAUAAUGACAGGGUAAAUGAACUGAUAUCCAAGACUGCUAAGAAGGGCCACCCAAUGUCAAGGUUUAUGGGAGGUAAUGCUAAGUCUUUGAAGACUGAUCCUGAAAAGAAGGGUAUGGACAUCUAUGGUCGGGCUGUAGACUUCUAUGAGAAGAUGUACUGUGCCAACUACAUGACCCUCGUGCUGCAGUCAAUGGACAGCCUUGACACACUACAAGAAUGGGCAGUGGAUAUAUUCUCAGAUAUUCCUUACAGUGACAACAUACCUCGGCCCUCAUUCAGCCAUUUGAAGGAUCCAUUUGACACUGCAGGUUUCAAGAAAUUUUACCGAGUUGUACCUAUGGAGAACAAUCACAAACUUGAGAUAUCCUGGUCUUUGCCAUCUUUGGUAGACAAGUACAGGCAGAAGCCACAAGAAUAUUUGUCAAUGCUGAUAUUACAUGAAGGAAAGGGAAGCAUACUUUCAUAUCUCAAGAAAAACCUGUAUGCCCUGGCCAUGAUGGGGGGCAGUGACAGCGAUGGGUUCGGCCACAACUCUACAUGGUCUCUCUUCUAUGUCAGCAUCACACUUACAUCCAAAGGCCUGCACAAUAUACUACAGGUGUGCAAUGCUGUCUUUGAGUACAUCCUAAUGCUGCAGAACCAAGGCCCACAGCAAAGACUGUACCUGGAACUGCAGCAGAUUGAGGACUGCAAGUUCAGAUGGAAGGAAGAGGGGGAACCAAUGGAAGAUGUUCAAGAGAUAGCUGAGAGCAUGCAGACAUACACACCAGAGCACUACCUCACUGGCAGGAACCUGCUGUUUGAGUAUGACCCACAGUUGAUUAGUGACUGCACAAAAUAUCUUGGACCAGACAAGGCAAACUUUGUUCUGCUGUCUACAGACAAGUCUGUCAUAGGUGAAACAGACUGUGAGGAGGCAUGGUAUAACACCAAGUACAAUGUAACAGAAGUUGAUUCUGAAUGGAGAAAGACAUGGGAAAAUCUGAAAGAAAACCCAGAAUUGUUUUUUCCUGAACCAAAUAUUUAUAUAGCCACUGACUUCACAUUGCACCCAUCGAGUGAAGAUACUCCAAAGCUCCCCUACCCAGUAGUGGACAAUGAGUUCUGCAAGAUGUGGUUCAAGAAAGACAGCAAGUUCAAUGUUCCUAAAGGCUACACAUACCUUCAUCUGAUGAGUCCAGCAGUGUCUGAAUCUCUGGAGAAUGCCACCCUGAAUGACCUUUUCAUCAACAUCCUGCUGAACAUCCUGACCGAGGCAGCCUACCCUGCCGUCCUGGCCGGAUAUGAGUACUGGGUGGAGGGGUUUCCUACCGGCAUCGUCAUCAGCAUGGAGGGAUUUAGUCACAAGAUGCCUCUGUUGUUCCGGUGUAUGGUCGACCAUAUCGCUGACUUCGUGUGUAGCCCAGAGUUGUUUGAAGCCAUCAAGACACAGUUACAGAAGGCAUUCUACAAUGAGAUGAUCAAACCUUUUGAAUUGGCAAGAAUGUUGCGGUUCGCCAUGUUAGAUCCAAGUACCCAGGCACUACCCGACCGGUACCGUCUGAUUUCAGACCUGACUCUCCCCCAGCUCACAGCCUUCCUCAGCAAAUUCAAGAGUCAACUUUUCAUUGAAGGAUUUGUUAUAGGGAAUUUCCGACCUGAGGAGGUGACUGAGAUGGCGGACUACAUUCAGAAGAGACUCUGCUCACAGCCACUUCCGACAGAGCGUAUACCCAAGAAACUGUUGCUACAGUUACCUACUGGCCAGCUGACCUGCCGGGUGGAGAGCGUCAACAGGGACGACUGUAACUCCUGCAUCACCGACUACUACCAGUCUGAACCAGGCAACCUUAGGAAGUCUUGUAUCAAUGAACUACUGCUGACACGGAUGAAAGAACCCUGUUUUGACUUUCUACGAACCAAACACCAGCUGGGCUAUAGUGUCUUCUGCUACUCCAUGGUGACCAAUGGCAUUCUGGGAUUGUCUGUUACUGUGGAGAGCCAGUCAAGCAAACACAGCAUGAAUGAUGUGCAGAAGCUGAUGGCAGACUUUCUUGGGGAAUUCCGAGGAAUUCUUCAUGCAAUGACUGAGGAAGAGUUCGACAGCUUGGUUGAUUCCUUGAUCACAAACAAGACAAUUGAGGACACGCAUCUUGGGGAGGAGGCGACUCGACUCUGGAGGGAGAUCCACGACAAGUCCUACGUGUUUGAUGUGCUGGAGAAGGAGAUUGCGAUACUGCAGACUGUGACACAAGAUGAACUCAAGGAGUGGUAUAACCAGUACAUAGAUGCCAGACAGAGGAAACUCAGCUUGCAGGUUGAAGGGAAGACAGACAGCAAUGAUGUACCCACAGAAAACAAGGGCGGGGAAGGUGAACCAGAUGUGCCUGAGAAGGAAGCACAAGCUCUGGUGUUCCUGCAGCCAGAGGUUAAUGGGGCCACCUUCAUCACAGACAUACCUCACUUGAAGCAAGGACUUGCUCAGUUCCCAUACACAACAAUCUCAUUGUGACAGAACCAGUCGUUUAGGCAGUUUUAAAGCAUCUGUGAUCCUAUUUUACUUUUAAUGUCAACAAUGAGGGACUUUUCUGUUAUGAAGAGCUCAAGGUUUAUUUAUGUCUUGAUAUGCAACUGAACAACUGCAUUGUCAUACAUGAUCGUUAAAUUUCAUGAUGAAAUGAAAAAGAUGUGUGCUAGUACGCAGUGCUUCUGUAUCACCCAUUUGUUGAUAUUUACAUUUGUUGGAGCUGUCCCAGAGUCCAAUUGCCCUCAAUUGUAGUUAUUCUUGGUGGCCUAUGCGUCGAAAUGGCUAGAAAAGUGCUAAAAGUGGUUCAAAACCUACUUGCUCACCAUUUUCACUGUAUGAGUUGCAUCUGGUGUUGGUUUCCUUCCAACAUUCCUUCUGAAGGUGAUGAAGCAGUGAUACCAUGCAUGGAUCACUGUGAGGUGUUGGAAAGUCUCAUAAAUUUACCCAUCCCCUGUUAGCCAGUAUGUUUUAUCUUCAUUCAGAUAAAUAC
Molecule: messenger RNA, 4179 nt
Organism: Haliotis rubra (blacklip abalone)
Lineage: Eukaryota; Metazoa; Mollusca; Gastropoda; Lepetellida; Haliotidae
Product: nardilysin-like
Exons: 33
Coding region: 603-3674 (1023 amino acids)
Biological process (GO): proteolysis
Molecular function (GO): metal ion binding; metalloendopeptidase activity
Source: RefSeq, a predicted model, not a curated record